Limulus polyphemus (Atlantic horseshoe crab) is the source of this 1295-nucleotide messenger RNA. RefSeq lists its product as uncharacterized. The transcript is spliced from 7 exons. NCBI's taxonomy places the organism in Eukaryota, Metazoa, Arthropoda, Merostomata, Xiphosura, Limulidae. Bases 207 to 1277 code for a protein of 356 amino acids. The record is from RefSeq and is a predicted model, not a curated record.
AAUGUUUCUCAAAUUACCAGUCUGUAGAAGUUGUUCGAGAAAGUGAAAGAGAAAUUGGUCAGCCACAAGCAGCUGCUGGUUCUCAGAAUACCACAUCACCACCCGGAUGGCAACACUUCUCUCGUCAUAUUCAAAACCAAUUGGACCAAACCAAUAACCUCUGUCAGUCUAUCUUACGAGACCAGCAAGCUCUAACUAAUAUAUUCAUGUCCUCGCACCCAUCUACUGGUACAGCUACAGGAACAGUCUUCUGUGACAAGACAUCAGGUCGACCUGGCCUCGGAGUGUCAUUUCUACCAGAGAACCUUCAACAGUACAGCCAGCAGCUUCAACAACAACAGCAACUUGUAUUAAACUUGACCCAGUGCUAUCAUACACUUUACUUACAGCAGUUGGAAAUACAAAGCUUACAACACUUUCUUCAGCAGUAUGUUCCGAGUCCAGAUGGGACCCAUGCUCGUGCUUCUCCAGCAAACAAUCAGGGAGGUAUUUCAGAAGAGUUACCAUUCCGUCCUCAACUUCACAAUACCCAAGGAGGUUCCUACUUUGCUCCUGGUAGUAUCCCAACAUUAGUACCUUCUGCUACGCCAGGUUUUCUGCCUUUAGGACAGAAUAUUCACCACCCAAGUUCUCAGCUUCCUGUAUUUGGACUUGAACAUGCUAAUCAAACUUCAACGGCAAGUCAAGGAGAAAGAACAGAGACUGAAACACUUAAUAACAAGGUUGCUCCAGGUACCCGAGCUAACAACUUCUGGGAUAACUUUCGGAGCUAUUCUCGUCAGAAUCUCUUAUCUACAUCUACAGGUUCAAAAAGCAAUGAAACUGGUUCAGGUAGAGCCGUGGGAGGAAGAACGAGAACCCGUCAGGACACCACAUCUGCUAGCUUACCUGAUAUUUUCAAUGCUCAACAUAGAACACAUCUUAUACCUGAUGUUAGUGUUGGUACUUCAACAUUGCCAGAGGAAAGAUUGUAUGAUAGACCUUUGCCAAAUCCUGAACUUCAGGAGUUAAUGACUCAACCAACAGUGAAAACAGCCAAUUUUAAUAGAGUGCAGAUAGAACCAGGAUGGUGUCAAGAGGAAAGAAUUAGAAGAACUGUUGAAUCUCUGAACCUAGCUUCGGAACAGGGUACAAGACCUUCCACAGGGAGUUCUACUGGACUGCAGAAUCCCUGUUCCAUCACCAGCACAUUUUCUAGUCUAUCUAGUGUCAGAGAACCUACUGCCAUUAACAUCAGUUCUCCAUACCAUCCAAACCAGUCUUCUAAGAUACUGUAAGUAUACAAGUUUACUUUC